AUGGCACCACACUUCUUUAAUAGUUGGCUGGUACUCAUUUCACCUUCACUGUUCAUACAGCUGAACAUCAAUGGUUUGAACGUACCUGAACGAAAGACCCAACUGGUACAGCUACUACAAAGGAAGCAGUAUGAUGCCGUUUUUCUCCAAGAGUCCAAGCUCGGUUCAAGGAAUAAAGACCCUAUCAUCAAUGGUUAUACUUUGAUCAGAUUAAACAGACCUAAUGCUCUCAACCAUCGAAGUGGUGGGGGUCUGGCCAUCUACAUCAAAAAUGGUAUAUCCCAUAGUGAGGUUCCUCUGAAAACCAUCGCUCCUCUGGAGGCACAGGCGGUAUCCUUUACCGACAAGUCAAAGGUUUUUUCUAUCGUUAAUAUUUAUCGACCCGAAGUCAAAGGCAAACCUCAACGAUUCAGUGAAUAUCAGUAUGUUUACGAUCAGUUGCCCGGGACCGACAAUAUUGUGCUUGGUGAUUUUAACGCCAAACACGUAUUGUGGGGCUCGCCAACAACUGACACUAAUGGUAGACAAGUUGCUGAGUUCAUUGAGGCCAAUGACCUGGUUAGCAUAAAUGAUGGUAGCAUUACUUAUGUUGGUGCAAUUGCUCCUCUUGGUUCGCAUCUCGAUCUCACAUUAGUCAGAAGUCAUUUCCGAAAUAAGAAGAAUGAUCCACAACUACCAAACCAACAACAACCAGAAGAUUGA
This is a messenger RNA of Lottia gigantea (owl limpet), 702 nucleotides long. RefSeq lists its product as hypothetical. The transcript is spliced from 3 exons. The record is from RefSeq and is a predicted model, not a curated record. Gene Ontology annotation, molecular function: catalytic activity. NCBI's taxonomy places the organism in Eukaryota, Metazoa, Mollusca, Gastropoda, Lottiidae. Bases 1 to 702 code for a protein of 233 amino acids.